This is a messenger RNA of Apodemus sylvaticus (European woodmouse), 6919 nucleotides long. It is a transcript of the gene Atrn, whose product is annotated as attractin. Bases 75 to 4364 code for a protein of 1429 amino acids. The transcript is spliced from 29 exons. The record is from RefSeq and is a predicted model, not a curated record. NCBI's taxonomy places the organism in Eukaryota, Metazoa, Chordata, Mammalia, Rodentia, Muridae. Gene Ontology annotation, molecular function: protein binding. Gene Ontology annotation, cellular component: Golgi apparatus.
GCACGGCCAGGCGAAGGGGAGCCGGCGUGCGGGGUGUGUAUGUGUUCGCUGGGCGCCGGCUCAGCCCCAGGAAGAUGGUGGCGGCGGCGGCGGCGGCGGCGACUGAGGCGCGGCUGAGGGGGAGCACGACGGCAACAGCAGCGCUCGCGGGCAGGAAGGGCAGGCUGCACGGACCCUGCUCCGCGACAGGGGCCUGGAGGCCGGGGCCGCGUACCCGGCUGUGUCUCCCGCGGGUGCUGUCGCGGGCGCUGCCCCCGCCGCCGCCGCUGCUGCCGCUGCUCUUUUCGCUACUGCUGCUGCCGCUGCCCCGGGAGGCCGAGGCCGCUGCGGUGGCGGCGGCGGUGUCAGGCUCGGCCGCGGCCGAGGCCAAGGAAUGUGACCGGCCGUGUGUCAACGGCGGCCGCUGCAACCCUGGCACCGGCCAGUGCGUCUGCCCCACGGGCUGGGUGGGCGAGCAAUGCCAGCACUGCGGGGGCCGCUUCAGACUUACUGGGUCUUCUGGAUUUGUAACAGAUGGACCUGGGAAUUAUAAAUAUAAGACGAAGUGCACAUGGCUCAUUGAAGGACAGCCAAAUAAAAUAAUGAGACUUCGCUUCAACCAUUUUGCUACAGAAUGUAGCUGGGACCAUUUAUAUGUUUAUGAUGGAGACUCAAUUUAUGCACCUCUGAUUGCUGCCUUUAGUGGCCUCAUUGUUCCUGAAAGAGAUGGCAAUGAGACGGCCCCUGAAGUCACUGUCACUUCAGGUUAUGCACUGCUGCAUUUUUUCAGUGAUGCUGCUUAUAAUCUGACUGGAUUUAAUAUCACUUACAAUUUUGACAUGUGUCCGAAUAAUUGCUCAGGCCGAGGAGAAUGUAAGAGCAGUAACAGCAGCAGCACUGUUGAAUGUGAAUGUUCUGAAAACUGGAAAGGGGAGUCAUGUGACAUUCCUCACUGUACAGACAACUGUGGCUUUCCUCACCGAGGCAUCUGUAAUGCAAGCGACACCAGAGGGUGCUCCUGCUUCCCUCACUGGCAGGGUCCUGGAUGUUCAAUUCCUGUGCCAGCUAACCAGUCUUUUUGGACUCGAGAAGAAUAUUCUGACUUAAAGCUUCCCAGAGCCUCUCAUAAAGCUGUGGUCAAUGGAAAUAUAAUGUGGGUUAUUGGUGGAUAUAUGUUCAACCAUUCAGAUUACAGCAUGGUUUUAGCGUAUGACCUGGCUUCUAGGGAAUGGCUUCCCCUAAACCAUUCUGUGAACAGUGUGGUUGUAAGAUAUGGUCAUUCUUUGGCAUUAUAUAAGGAUAAAAUCUACAUGUAUGGAGGAAAAAUUGAUUCAACAGGGAAUGUGACCAAUGAGCUGAGAGUGUUUCAUAUUCAUAAUGAAUCAUGGGUAUUGUUAACCCCCAAAGCUAAGGAUCAGUAUGCAGUGGUUGGACACUCAGCACACAUUGUUACACUGGCAUCUGGCCGUGUGGUCAUGUUGGUCAUCUUCGGUCAUUGCCCACUCUAUGGAUAUAUAAGCAUUGUGCAAGAAUAUGACUUGGAAAAGAACACAUGGAGUAUAUUACAUACUCAGGGUGCUCUUGUGCAAGGGGGUUAUGGCCACAGCAGUGUUUAUGAUCACAAGACCAAAGCUCUGUAUGUUCAUGGUGGCUACAAGGCUUUCAGCGCCAACAAAUACCGGCUUGCAGAUGACCUCUACAGAUAUGAUGUGGACACUCAGAUGUGGACCAUUCUUAAGGACAGCCGAUUUUUCCGUUACUUGCAUACAGCUGUGAUAGUGAGUGGGACCAUGCUGGUGUUCGGAGGAAACACACACAAUGACACUUCCAUGAGCCACGGCGCCAAGUGCUUCUCCUCGGACUUCAUGGCUUAUGACAUCGCUUGUGACCGGUGGUCAGUACUUCCCAGACCUGAGCUCCAUCAUGAUGUCAACAGAUUUGGCCAUUCAGCAGUCUUGCACAACAGCACCAUGUAUGUGUUUGGCGGCUUCAACAGCCUCCUCCUCAGUGACGUCUUAGUCUUUACCUCGGAACAGUGUGAUGCACACCUCAGUGAGUCUGCUUGUGUGGCAGCAGGACCUGGUAUCCGGUGCCUGUGGGACACAGGGUCGUCUCGAUGUACCUCCUGGGAGUUGGCAACUGAAGAACAAGCAGAAAAGUUAAAAUCAGAAUGUUUUUCCAAAAGAACCCUUGACCAUGACAGAUGUGACCAGCACACAGAUUGUUACAGCUGCACGGCCAAUACCAAUGACUGCCACUGGUGCAAUGAUCACUGUGUCCCUGUGAACCACAGCUGCACAGAAGGCCAGAUCUCCAUUGCCAAGUAUGACAAUUGCCCCAAGGAUAACCCCAUGUACUACUGCAAUAAGAAAACCAGCUGCAGGAGUUGUGCCCUAGACCAGAACUGCCAGUGGGAGCCCCGGAAUCAAGAGUGCAUCGCCCUGCCCGAAAAUAUCUGUGGCAAUGGCUGGCAUUUGGUUGGAAACUCGUGUCUGAAAAUCACUACUGCUAAGGAAAAUUAUGACAAUGCUAAAUUGUCCUGUAGAAACCACAAUGCCUUUUUGGCUUCCCUUACAUCCCAGAAGAAGGUGGAGUUUGUCCUUAAGCAGCUUCGAUUAAUGCAGUCAUCUCAGAGCAUGUCCAAGCUCACCCUGACUCCAUGGGUUGGUCUUCGGAAGAUCAAUGUGUCUUACUGGUGCUGGGAGGAUAUGUCUCCAUUCACAAAUAGUUUGUUGCAGUGGAUGCCAUCUGAGCCCAGUGAUGCUGGCUUCUGUGGGAUCUUGUCAGAGCCUACCACUCGGGGACUAAAGGCUGCAACCUGCAUCAACCCACUCAAUGGAAGUGUUUGUGAAAGACCUGCAAACCACAGUGCCAAGCAGUGCCGGACACCAUGUGCCCUGCGGACAGCAUGUGGCGAGUGCACUAGCAGCAGCUCCGAGUGCAUGUGGUGCAGCAACAUGAAGCAGUGUGUAGACUCCAAUGCCUACGUGGCCUCCUUCCCUUUUGGCCAGUGUAUGGAGUGGUAUACAAUGAGCAGCUGCCCACCUGAAAAUUGCUCUGGCUACUGUACCUGCAGCCAUUGUUUGGAGCAGCCAGGCUGUGGUUGGUGUACUGAUCCAAGCAAUACUGGGAAAGGAAAAUGUAUUGAGGGCAGCUAUAAAGGACCUGUGAAGAUGCCUUCACAGGCCUCUACAGGAAAUGUGUAUCCACAGCCCCUUCUGAACUCCAGCAUGUGUCUAGAGGACAGCAGAUACAACUGGUCUUUCAUUCACUGUCCAGCUUGCCAAUGCAACGGACACAGCAAAUGCAUCAACCAAAGUGUCUGUGAGAAGUGUGAGGACCUGACCACGGGCAAGCACUGCGAGACCUGCAUAUCCGGUUUCUAUGGUGACCCAACUAAUGGAGGCAAAUGUCAGCCAUGCAAGUGCAAUGGGCACGCAUCACUGUGCAACACCAACACCGGCAAGUGCUUCUGUACCACCAAGGGUGUCAAGGGGGAAGAGUGCCAGCUAUGUGAGGUAGAAAAUCGAUACCAGGGAAACCCUCUCAAAGGAACAUGCUACUAUACCCUUCUCAUUGACUAUCAGUUCACUUUUAGCCUGUCCCAGGAAGACGACCGAUAUUACACAGCCAUCAAUUUUGUGGCUACUCCUGAUGAACAAAACAGGGAUUUGGACAUGUUCAUCAAUGCCUCCAAAAACUUCAACCUCAACAUCACCUGGGCCACCAGCUUCCCAGCCGGAACCCAGACUGGAGAAGAGGUGCCUGUUGUUUCAAAAACCAACAUCAAGGAAUACAAAGAUAGCUUCUCUAAUGAGAAAUUUGAUUUUCGCAACCAUCCAAACAUUACUUUCUUUGUUUAUGUCAGUAAUUUCACUUGGCCCAUCAAAAUUCAGAUUGCCUUCUCCCAGCAUAGCAAUUUUAUGGACCUGGUACAGUUCUUCGUGACUUUCUUCAGCUGCUUCCUCUCUCUGCUUCUGGUGGCUGCAGUGGUUUGGAAGAUCAAGCAGAGCUGUUGGGCAUCCAGGCGGAGAGAGCAACUUCUUCGGGAGAUGCAACAGAUGGCCAGCCGCCCCUUUGCUUCUGUAAACGUUGCCUUGGAAACAGAUGAAGAACCUCCUGAUCUCAUUGGGGGAAGUAUAAAGACGGUUCCUAAGCCCAUUGCCCUAGAGCCCUGCUUUGGUAAUAAAGCCGCAGUCCUCUCUGUGUUCGUGAGGCUCCCGCGAGGACUGGGAGGGAUCCCUCCUCCCGGGCAGUCAGGUCUCGCUGUGGCCAGUGCCCUGGUGGACAUUUCUCAGCAAAUGCCAAUAGUGUACAAGGAGAAGUCAGGCGCUGUGAGAAACCGGAAGCAACAGCCCCCUGCACAGCCUGGAACCUGCAUUUGAUACUGGAGCAGGAACUCACCCUCCCAGAGGGGCAUGUGGUCCACUAAGCUGUCUACAGGGGAGGCUGCAGGCAGGAAGCAGGUGUGGGGCAGAAGACUGGAAACCCUUGAAGCAUCCAACUCACUGCAUGAUCACACAAGCUGUUUGAUGGUUCACCCCUUCUGUGUCCAGCAUCUAACCUUUUACUUCUGUGUAGGAAAUAAUUUAAUUACCAGUCCAGGAGAGGUCUGCUCUGCUCUGCUCACGGUGGAGGAGACCGUGCAGACCCCGCAAGAGCUGAACUCACGUGAUGCUGAGGUCCCUGUGGACGCUCCUCUUGGGAAUCUCAACUGCAAGAGAGACGGCCUCUGCCAGCAGCUUCCUGGCACGGUCCUCUGACACUCCUCAGAUGAAUUGUUCUCAUCUGAAGCUUGCUGUCUUUUUACAAGAUGUUCUUUUAUUCUCUUCCAGGAAGUAGCUUUUUUUCUAGCUGAGAAUUAAUAAUAGUCUUUCUCUUUGGAAGUCAUAUCAAAGUAUAAUUGAUGGGGGCCUUGUUUUAUUUUGUUUUGUUUUGUUUUGUUUUGUUUUGUUUUUUUGGAGACAGGGUCUCACUGUGUAGUCCUAGCUGGCCUGGAACUCACUAUGUAGAUCAGGCUGGACUGAACUCACAAAGAUCCACCUGUCUCUGCCUCACAAAUGCUGGGAUAAAAAGCAUGUACCACCAGGCCCAGCAAAGAGGGCAAUCUUAAAUGUCAAGGUCAGUGGAGUUAGAAUAUAAACAAAUGCAACUGAUAAUUCUCUAUAGAAACUUGAUUGAUUUAAUUUUAAUCCAUUCUUUCCUUCUCUUUCUCUCACUCUGUCUUACACACAUGCACACAUGCACACACACACACACACUAAGUGCCUAGACUUUAAAUAGAUCUAGCAAUUGGAACAUUAGUAAGCCUAAGUUUUUACAUGAUUGCAUUCCUACAUUCUUGUAAAAUUUAAGUAACUACCAUUGCAAUUUGUUCUUUUUUUAAAGUCUAAUUUGCAGCCAAGAAAGUGUAAUUCUUAUCCCAGGAAACAUUUAAUAGGGACUACUAGCAAUAGGGACUGAAUGACCCCAGCCCCAGCCUAGUGUCACUUUAGGCCUGAUGUUUGAUCAACCCUCUGGGCUCCUUCUGCCAAGGUACCACAGAAUGCACUUGCUCAUGUCAUGUGCCUCUGGAGCAGAAAAGAACACUGACACCUGGGACACCUGACUUUGUCUUCCUACAGCUGCUCGCACUGACCGUGGGAACCUGUGGGUCCUCCCCAGGCUGAAUGGAGUAGACACUAGAAGAGGGGUGAUGCCUGGUGUUGGGGCAGCACCUGCUCAGCACGUGGAAAGAGACCUGGUUCCAUCUCCCCUGGGUAGGAGUUGGUCCAGCCUCCUCCCAGACCCAGCUGGUGGCAGAGGAGGUGGUGCGUGUUCAUGAGGGUGAAAAGCACAUGGGGUGAGUGUAAGGGACAAGACCCACUUCCAACACGACCACCACAUUAGGAGGGGUGAGCGGUCCUCUGCUCUGUGCCCAGGACCCUGCCUGGACGUUGCAUUUCCCCACUUUUGGUGCUCGGUAUCCUGGCAUUAUGCAGCAGCCUCACACCUGUCCUCUCUUGCUCCAUGUCCUGCAGUUCUGCCAUUACUGAUAGAGGAGCCCUCUAGGCAUCAGUGCUCCCACAUGUGAGUCUGGAAAAGUUAACAGUCAGAAGAACAAAAGCUGUAGCGGUUCACCCUUAAAUGCAGUGCUGAAGAGGGAGCCUUUCUCUAAGCCCCGCACUAAGCUCAUUCCUCCCAAGAUUCUUGGAGUGACAUUUCCACCUGAACCAUAAAUCACUGACGCACAAAACACUGCUGUUAAGACUCCUCUCUCAAACAAAACUCUUUGCAUCACUAUUAAAGAGCAGAAAGUUCUAGAAAUGAUCCCAACCUCAUCCCCUAUGCAGUUAGGAGCUCCCCACAUCCCUACCAAAACCCAGCACAUAAGUGUCUGCGUCGUCUAGCCCUUCAUCUCUGUAACAACCCAGGGGACUCCUGGCCGAAAGAAAGAAAGGGAAGCUGCACCAGGGCUUGUCCUUAUGUAAGGAAAUCCCUCUGCUUUGCUCAAAGGACCAAAGUUCUUUGGUCAAAGAAGUUGCUUCAGUUAGUCCCAUACCUUGAAAUAGUAUGUACCACGGCUCCCACCUACAUGCUCAUGUCCCCCGCCUUAGGGAUACUGUUGAUUCUUUCAAUAGAAGCAAAUGACAUUUAUUUCUGCUCCUGUGAUGGAGGAACAGCCAGCUUCACCUACAUCUCCUUUAGAGCCACCAGCUCCCUUCAGGCUGAAAGCAGAGGGGAGUGGCAGGGAAGAAGAGCUCAGCUCAGAGCCAGUUACCACGACAGAAUGGAGCUGUGACCAGUAACUGUCACGAGAGAACAUGUAUAUAAAAUAGUCAUGAAGACACUGACCUUGCACUUGUACAUAACUAUACUGUAGUGUCCAGAAUGUUCAGACAUUCAGGGUGUACAUAAACAGAAAAGUAUCAUAACGUAUUUUUAUUAAACAUUAACAUCU